AUGACUUGUAUAAACGAGAAAAUAAUUGAUUCAAUUCAUCAGAUAGAAAAUCUUCUAUUCUGUGGUGAUAUACUUAAUGAAACUUCGUCUCAACCGUUAAUCAAUCUUCGCAAUCAAUUAAAACAGAUCGAUGACGAAUAUGACCUUAACAAAAAGGAUGAAAUCGAGAGCCUUAUUCCUAUUCUUGACUAUUUUGAAAUAAACUCUUUUUGUCAUUUUAUCAAAUUAUAUUCUUCUGUAAUUCCGUCUACUCUCGUAACAGUUAUAUUCGAUAUAGUUCGUCUUAAAAUAUAUAAUAAUCUAAUAGUCUAUCCGGCGUUAACCGAUUAUUAUUUUAAUUUAUCACUUACAUAUUUAAUUGCUGACUCAACAAUUGAUUAUCUUAUUGAUACGAAGAAUAUUCUAUCAAAUUUAGACGAAGAAUUUCUUCAUUUAUUCUCUUCUAUUUGUUCGCGAUCGAUUUAUGUUAAGACAAAGAUUUCCUAUUCAAUUUAUGCUUCACAUAAAAAUAUUCCAACAUUUUUUCAAUUGAAUAAUUCAACCGAACGACUAUUAAAAGCGUUGAUAACAUAUUUAAACAAUUAUUUUUUCAAUAAUCAUCAAAAAUAUCAAAGUUAUAUAUCGAUUUUCAAAUGGCUUAUUAAUAUGGCAAAUGUCUACGGAUUUGUUCCUUAUUUAGUUAAUACUGGUUAUCCAUAUGCUAUUUCACAAUGGAUGUCAAUUGAAAAAAUUGAAUUUAAAGAUAUUUCUCUUGAAUUAUGGUCGUUAGUUGUAACAUUAUUACAUAAUCUAGUUCGACAUUGGAUGGGCGUGGAAGCUCUUAAUAAAUUAAAAAUGAUCGAUACUCUCAAGGAGUGGAGAGAAAAUUAUAUAUCUGUAAUAUCAAUUACUGAUUAUGACGAAAAUGAUCAAGAUAUUCUGAUGGCUUAUUAUCUUGUUUAUUCAGCCUUGUUGGAACCAAAGGAAUUAAAAAAAGAAAGUAUUUCCAGUAUUCGAAAAGUUCUUGAUUAUAUUCUUGAACAAACAGUAAAAGCAUUUGAUUCUAUUGAUCUUACUUCUGGUGCAUAUAAUGUUUGUGAAUAUUUAGAUGGACUUGCUAAAUUUGUUGUUAAUGAUACUUUUCUUAUUUAUACUAUUUCAUAUGAACACAUUUAUGAAUUAUUUACUGAAAAAUUUCUCUUAUUUGAUACUAUAUAUGAGUUAACAGCACUUAAUACAAUUAUUUGUGCAUCCCUGUAUACAAUAUUUUGGUCAAUUAGUUUUCUACCUGAAUACAGUGUGAAAUUAAAAUUCAAUGCUAAAUUUGUGUCUUCAAUUGAACAAAGAGCAAAAACUCAAUCAAUGGAUGAACAUGCUGUAGUCAUGCGACGAGCAGCUAAAGGAAUUCUUUUUAAUCUUGGUAGUACACACACAGAUAUGCAAUCGAUCGAAGAUAAUCAUAAUGAUGAAGAUAAUAGUAAGGUAAAAGUCAUGAUUUCUUAUGCACAUAAAGAUACUACAUUUUGUAAAAAACUUGUUACAAAAAUGCAAGAACGUUUUCAAGGUGAUAUUUGGGUUGAUUUUAAUAAACUAUCUCCACAGUAUGAAGAUGAUUGGGAAGAAAUUGCUAAAGCAAUAACUCGAUGUGAUGUUAUUCUAAUGAUUGUUACUGAAAAUUAUUGUAGUUCAAAAAGUUGUCGAAGAGAAGUUAUUCAUGCUGACAAAAGAAACAAACGUAUGAUACCUAUUUAUCAAGGAAAAGAUUACAAAGCAGAUGAUUGGUUUGAAAUUCGUGUUGGUUCUGCAACAUGGGUUCGUUUUGGAGAUAAGAAAAAUGAUGAAGAAGUGAUGGAAAUUCUUCUAGGAUUGAUUAAUGUACUAGAUAAAAGUAAAAAGAAUGAUGAAAAAUUUACAUCAUCGAAUAAAUCACAUUUGAAUAUUAAAUCAGAAACCAAUACAAUUAACAUGAUAAAUACACAAACUGUAGAAACGAUAUCGUCUGCAUCUUCUAGACCAAUUAUAGAAAUUCCCGAUAUACAAUCACAGUCAGAAACAACUGUAUCGAACGCUACUCCUACUUCUUCAAUUGAACAAUGGACUUGUGAAGAAAUACAACAAUGGCUUCAUUUACCACCAUCUACUCUUCAAUUAUCAUCUGGUCGAGCUUUAAUCGCAUAUAUGAACUUAUUAUCAUAUGACGAUGCACAAUACGACGAAUAUGAACAUCGAAUGCGUCAUAAUGGUAUAAGUCGAGAACAAUUUUCUAAUUUAAUAUCAUCAUUUGCAUCUGUUCGUUCGUUAAACAAUAUCUCAACUAUUACGCCAAAUAAAUUCUUUGAUGAGUGGACACGUGAAGAAAUAAAAUAUUGGUUUCAACAAAAUAACUUAUCGGAUUCUUUAUUAAAUACAUUGGAUUUUGUUGAUGGAUCACAACUGAUUACGUAUGGAAAAUUAAUUAUCGAUUCACCAGUACGUAUUGAUCAAGAAUAUGGUCGAUUAAGAAAUCAUAUUGGCAAUGAUCGUUUUCAUCUCAAUGAAUAUGCUCGGCUGUUGAGUGGUCUGAAGAAAAUUGUCAAUCAAUCAAAAUCAAAAGAGGAACCAGUCUCCUGUAAUAUUCUCUAA
This is a messenger RNA of Rotaria socialis, 2601 nucleotides long. Lineage: Eukaryota; Metazoa; Rotifera; Eurotatoria; Philodinida; Philodinidae. The record is from the annotation of a GenBank genome assembly.